Messenger RNA from Sesamum indicum (sesame), 1574 nucleotides. RefSeq names its product zinc transporter 1. Gene Ontology annotation, biological process: zinc ion transmembrane transport. Gene Ontology annotation, cellular component: plasma membrane. Gene Ontology annotation, molecular function: zinc ion transmembrane transporter activity. Lineage: Eukaryota; Viridiplantae; Streptophyta; Magnoliopsida; Lamiales; Pedaliaceae. The record is from RefSeq and is a predicted model, not a curated record.
UAGUGCAGAAUUUUUCGUCGUCACAUACCAAGUGUUUACACACCUCACUCCUCCACCAAGGCUAGCCCUGUCCGGAAAUUCUUAUGAACAGUGUCCUAAUUUUGCUAGCUCGAUUUUUGUUGACCAUCCAUAUAUAUACUCUACUUAAUUGGCCACCCAAAGAUUCGGCAUAGCAAGCAUUCUAGGCGUACUUUUUCUACUACAAAAGAGACAUCUUCCCACCUCUGAAAUUCAGAAGCUUUACUUUUGUUUCUUCUUCAUCUUGUGUUUUCUUCUUCCACCAUGAUCACUGAAAAUCUUCCUAAUUCCUCUCAUAAGAUCAUACUGUUAUCAACCCUCAUCCUGUUUUUAGUCCCGGCGACGGUGUCCGGCGACUGCACCUGCCAAGAUGAUCAAACCGAGCAGCACAACAAGAGCGAGGCCCUCAAGUUCAAACUAGCCGCUAUUGCUUCAGUUCUUGGGGCUGGUGGCAUCGGCGUCAGCCUCCCACUUCUCGGCCGGAGAUUCCAUGUAUUCCGUCCUGAAAACGACAUUUUCUUCAUGAUCAAGGCCUUCGCUGCCGGUGUGAUACUAGCCACCGGAUUCAUUCACAUCCUCCCUGAUGCAUUCAGGACCUUGACAUCUCCUUGCCUGGGCGAGAACCCGUGGGGGAAGUUCCCCUUUGCUGGAUUUGUAGGGAUGAUGGCCGCCAUUGCGACGCUGAUGGUGGAUACAGUCGCCACCAGCUUCUACAAGAACAUGCACUUCAGCAAGUCUAAGCAGGUGAAUGUAGACGAAGAGGCUGGUGAUGAUGAGCAUGCUGGCCAUGUCCACAUACAUACCCAUGCCACACAUGGCCAUGCUCAUGGAGCUGCCGCUCCAUCGAAUGAGAUGAGCUUAUCGGAUCUCGUCCGACAGCGCAUAAUAUCACAAGUUUUGGAGCUGGGAAUUGUGGUUCACUCAGUAAUAAUUGGGAUUUCACUAGGGGCUUCUGUGAGCGUGGAUACAAUAAAGCCAUUGCUGGCAGCUCUGUCUUUCCAUCAGUUCUUUGAGGGGAUGGGACUUGGUGGCUGCAUCUCCCAGGCGGAGUUCAAGUCUUUGACUACGACAAUUAUGAUGCUAUUUUUCUCCCUCACGACUCCAAUAGGAAUCGGUGUUGGCAUUGGAAUUUCAAGCGUUUACAAGGAGAAUAGCCCGAAAGCUCUUAUAGUUGAGGGGAUCUUCAAUUCUGCUUCAUCUGGGAUACUGAUUUACAUGGCCCUCGUUGAUCUAUUAGCAGCAGAUUUCAUGAACCCGAGGAUGCAAAGCAACGUUAGACUUCAGUUGGGUGCACAUAUUUCACUUCUUCUAGGCGCAGGAUGCAUGUCUUUUCUUGCCAAAUGGACAUGAUGAUGACUUCUUUCCUACUGUCUAGCUCGUGAUGAAUGUCGUCUAGUAUUGAUGUAGACGUGUAUUUCUAAUUAUAAUAUUUUGUUUUCUAGUGAAAACUUAAUAUAUGUACCAUGAGAGCCUAUGUUCCAUGCAGAUUUUAUUUUAGUGUAAAGUAUAGAAGAGUAUGAGAGGUACAGAAAGAAGAACCAUUCAUACUUAAGAUG